This is a messenger RNA of Rotaria sp. Silwood2, 285 nucleotides long. The record is from the annotation of a GenBank genome assembly. NCBI's taxonomy places the organism in Eukaryota, Metazoa, Rotifera, Eurotatoria, Philodinida, Philodinidae.
AUGAAUGAAAAGGAUAGCUUUUCAAAUGUUCAACGACUUAACAGUGCUAUUAUGGCAAAAUAUGAAUGGGCAUCAUCUCGAAUAGGUAUGCAAAAAAGUGGCGAAGAAAUACAUGAUCGUCGAACGAAAACAUAUCGAAAAGCAAAUGAAUUUUUACAAGAACUUCUUCAGAAAAGAAGUGAUGGUAGUUCAAUUGAUGAUAAUGGUGCAAUUGAUCGAUAUCAUAAAUUUCUUAAAUAUAAAACAAAUUUUAAUGAUGAUGUCAUUGUUGAAGAGUUUGACUAG